This is a messenger RNA of Strongyloides ratti, 984 nucleotides long. Its product is annotated as Nematode cuticle collagen, N-terminal domain and Collagen triple helix repeat-containing protein. Lineage: Eukaryota; Metazoa; Nematoda; Chromadorea; Rhabditida; Strongyloididae. Gene Ontology annotation, molecular function: structural constituent of cuticle. The transcript has 2 exons. The record is from RefSeq and is a predicted model, not a curated record. The coding region runs from base 1 to 984 and encodes 327 amino acids.
AUGGAACAGUACAAAGAGUCUGUGGAGCAAAGAGAAGCCAAACGUGUGGCAUUUUUUGCUAUUGUUGUUUCUACAGCAGCAGUUAUUGUAACAAUUGUUACAUUACCUAUGCUUUAUAGUUAUGUUCAAAAUUUUCAAAGCCAUCUUAAUAUUGAAAGUGAAUUUUGUAAGACAAGAUCCCGUGAUAUGUGGCAAGAAAUGAAUAUGCUUAAUGGUGUUGUUCGCCAAAAAAGAUCUUCACAUGGACCAUGGUUUUAUGGUGAGACAAAUGUUGAUGGAGCUCUCCGUCCUGAUGGAGGAAAUUACAAUUCAGGACAAGGUGGUAGUCACAAUGGUGGUGGCGGUGGUGGUAGUAUGACUGGAUCAAAUCAAAAUGUUGUUCGUGAUACACAAACAUGUUGUUCAUGUCAACAAGGACCACCAGGACCACCAGGACCUGUUGGUGAUGAUGGACCAAUUGGUUCUGAUGGAAGUCCAGGAAAAGAUGGAGAUCAUGGAAGAGAUGGACAAAUUCUUCCUUCUGCACUUGGUUCAUCACCAUGUGUUAUUUGUCCAACAGGACCACCAGGACCAGUUGGUCAACAAGGAAAUAAAGGUGCAAAAGGACCAAAAGGUGAUAAUGGUAAAGAUGGAGAAAAUGGACGUGAUGGAGAAAAAGGAUUACAAGGACCACCAGGAAUACCAGGACCACUUGGACCAAUAGGACCUCCAGGACCUAAAGGAGCACCAGGAAGAAUUGUAAAAGUUAAUGGACCACCAGGACCAACAGGUGAAACAGGACCAGUUGGAAAUCCUGGACCAAUUGGAGAACCAGGUGAAGAUGGAAGUAAUAAAGAAGGACCACGUGGUGAACCUGGUGAUGAUGGUCCUCCAGGACCUGCUGGACCACAAGGACAAGAAGGUUUAGCUGGACCUCGUGGACCAACUGGUGAAGAAGGUACAUGUGACCAUUGUCCAAUUCCAAGAACUCCACCAGGUUAUUAA